Cygnus atratus (black swan) is the source of this 2452-nucleotide messenger RNA. It is a transcript of the gene LPAR1, whose product is annotated as lysophosphatidic acid receptor 1. Gene Ontology annotation, biological process: neurogenesis; phospholipase C-activating G protein-coupled receptor signaling pathway. NCBI's taxonomy places the organism in Eukaryota, Metazoa, Chordata, Aves, Anseriformes, Anatidae. Bases 217 to 1158 code for a protein of 313 amino acids. The record is from RefSeq and is a predicted model, not a curated record. The transcript has 4 exons. Gene Ontology annotation, molecular function: lysophosphatidic acid receptor activity. Gene Ontology annotation, cellular component: membrane.
GUCUUUUUGCCUUGUAAGGCUGCCGUGGCAGGGUCAUGCUUUCAUUUGUGUGUUGAACAAGCUCAAGCUUACAAGCAGCAGUUGUUUGGCAAAGGAGGCUGCUGGAGGAAUAAAUGCCAGCAUGACUAGGAUCUGAGGAAGCAUCUCCGUAUUCCUACCGAAAGUUCGCGGGUGCAGAGGAGGGGUGCAAGGACAACAGGGACAUUUUGAGCUAAAAUGGAUAUCCCCACCAAUUUGGUGCCAUCCUCCAUGAUGUCGCAACCUGAAGUGAUUGAGUCCACAGCCAUGAGUGAACCACAGUGCUACUACAAUGAAACCAUUGCCUUCUUUUAUAACCGGAGUGGAAAAUAUCUAGCCACUGAAUGGAACACUGUCAGCAAGCUCGUAAUGGGCUUGGGGAUUACCGUCUGCAUCUUCAUCAUGCUGGCCAACCUCUUGGUUAUGGUGGCUAUUUAUGUCAACCGCCGAUUCCACUUUCCUAUUUAUUACUUAAUGGCCAACUUAGCUGCUGCGGACUUUUUUGCAGGGCUGGCCUACUUUUACUUAAUGUUUAACACAGGACCCAACACUAGAAGAUUGACUGUAAGCACCUGGCUUCUCCGUCAGGGUCUCAUUGACACUAGCCUGACGGCUUCUGUAGCCAAUCUGUUGGCCAUCGCUAUCGAGCGGCACAUUACAGUCUUUCGCAUGCAGCUACAUACUCGGAUGAGCAACCGGCGAGUGGUGGUGGUAAUUGUUGUUAUCUGGACUAUGGCCAUCGUAAUGGGCGCCAUACCAAGUGUCGGAUGGAACUGUAUUUGUGAUAUCACUCACUGCUCCAACAUGGCACCGCUCUAUAGUGACUCCUACCUGGUCUUCUGGGCUAUUUUCAACCUGGUCACUUUCGUGGUCAUGGUGGUCCUAUAUGCUCAUAUCUUUGGGUAUGUCCGCCAAAGGACUAUGAGAAUGUCCAGACACAGUUCUGGACCCCGCAGGAAUCGGGACACGAUGAUGAGCCUCCUGAAGACUGUGGUCAUUGUGCUUGGUCAGCAGCAUUUGAAGGAUGGUAGAAGAGGCAGGGCCCGUAAGAAGCCCCAGUAUUCAUUACUGUGUUGGGAUUAUCAAGCUUUUUUAUUGAAAUGGAUAUCAGAGACUUGGUCACUCAGCCCCGUGACAUGAAACUGAUGAAGAAACAGGACCUUGAGAUGUAAGGGUUGUUGGUUUUUUGUUUGUGUGUUUUGUUUGCAGCAAUGCAGGUUUGAAACCUAUAACAGCAGCCUAUCCUGGGCAGUGUUCACCCUUUUGCUCUGCAAGAUGCCAAAUGGCUGCAAUCUUAAAAAAAAAAUAAAAAAAUAAAAAUAAUACAAGGGAAGCUGCACUAUCCGCUGAAGAACCUGUUGUUUCCUUUUGCUACUCAAAAAGCAGCGUGCAUAUUCAGGCAGUACUUUGUGUCUGGAGAACAAAGAGGAGCUAAAGGCUAUCAGUGAAAGGUUUUCACACGUUAGGCAGAACUGCAUGCACAGUAUGCUCAGGUCUCUGCUAUAAGUAUAUCUAAGAACCUGUCACUUUAUUUAUGCAGAAAGAUAAAACAUGAGGUUUUAACGUGUUUCAGCGCUACACUCGGGAGGUCCCUGAGGUUCAGGGCUUGGAAAAUGAGGAAACAUGAGGUGAAUAUCAUGGCACACUUUGGGGUCAGAUGUCUUCUGUCUUUCUGUGGAUGGGUGUAUGUAGUUUUGGUCUUGGGCUCUCAGCUUUCUUAUGCGAAAGGACAUGUUGGAUACUGGGCACCACUCCCUGGCGAUUUUCCUUGCAGUUUCUUCUGCCCUUUGUUGCAGCAGAUGCUGGUGAGCUGCAGGCAGGCAGGGAUGGUGCUGGUUGCUUCCUCAACCCCAGCUGUGGACCUACCCAUGAGACUGUCCAGCAUGGUACACGGGUCUCUUGGGAUAAUAGUUCCCUUUUGCAUGGUGACGUUGCCUUAGUCAUCCAUAAAUGCCACAGUACCGAGUCGCCAAAGACCAAAACUUAGCCAAGGUUCUUGCUCUAAGGUCCUGCUAUCCGCAGUUUUACACUGUGAUUUUUGCUUUCUAACAGUUACUGCCUGUACAGACAAAGGCAAUGGUUACAGAGCUUUGUUGUGAGUCACUGUGACAACUCAUGUUUUAGUUUAAGAAUGUGCAUGCUGCUUUCUGACCUAGCAAUUUGCAUUUUAACCAGAAUAUGGACUGUGUAGGACUACCCGGUCCAUCCAUUAAAAAGCUGUAUUCCUAAGUGUCCUGCUUUUUUCUUUAGGGAAAGAAUAUCCUUCAGAGUUUUGCAUGGUAGGCUGUAGUGUUGGGUUAAACCUCUUUUGACUGCCUGGUGGUUCAGAAACCUGUUUCUCCAUACUUCCCUCCUUGCAGAAGGCAAGAUGAGGUUAAGGAAACAAAGAGAACUUGGGUUUUGAAGACUUUCUGUCUUUUUUUUCUUUUUUUUC